CAGCCCAGUAAUGGUGGAUUCACACGGUACGCGGCAGUCACGUUUGUCCAGUUCAUUUUCAAAGGGAAGCAUGUGGUAAGCGGCAAAACGCGGGCCGCUUCGUUAGCAGUGCUCGUGCAUCCAUAAUCCUGCAACUUCCACGGGCACGGCUCUUUGCGGCAGGCGCAGCUGUAGAUAAAACAUUUGAUUUUAUUGUGAACGCGGCAAUUCCACCGCGUACCGUGUCAAUGGCCCAUAACGGGGUUUAGAGGCGGGCGUUAAUCUGCGACGGAGAGAGACGAGAGUCCGAAAGAAAAAAAAGCAGCUCAGUACGUCAGUGUGCAGUAGACGACGACCCGCGACUUCUCCAUCCCCGCCAUUACCAGACACCAUGCGCGAGAUUGUGCAUCUGCAAGCCGGCCAGUGCGGCAACCAGAUCGGAGCUAAGUUCUGGGAGGUUAUCAGUGAUGAGCACGGCGUUGAUCCAACCGGAACAUAUCAUGGAGACAGCGACCUGCAGCUAGACAGGAUCAGCGUUUACUACAAUGAGGCUUCAGGUGGGAAGUAUGUUCCACGUGCCAUCUUGGUCGAUCUGGAGCCUGGCACCAUGGAUUCAGUUCGCUCUGGACCCUUUGGACAGAUCUUCAGACCUGACAACUUUGUGUUCGGUCAGAGCGGUGCUGGAAACAAUUGGGCCAAAGGCCACUACACAGAAGGAGCAGAGCUGGUAGACUCGGUUCUGGAUGUUGUUCGUAAGGAAGCCGAGAGCUGCGACUGCCUGCAGGGUUUCCAGCUCACUCACUCCCUGGGUGGAGGCACUGGAUCCGGCAUGGGUACCCUGCUUAUCAGCAAGAUCCGCGAAGAGUACCCCGACCGUAUCAUGAACACCUUCAGCGUGGUGCCCUCUCCCAAGGUGUCUGACACAGUGGUGGAGCCCUACAACGCCACCCUGUCCGUCCACCAGUUGGUGGAGAACACGGACGAGACCUACUGCAUCGACAACGAGGCUCUCUACGACAUCUGCUUCCGCACCCUCAAACUCACCACACCAACCUACGGCGACCUUAACCAUCUCGUCUCCGCCACCAUGAGCGGCGUGACCACCUGCCUCCGCUUCCCUGGCCAGCUCAACGCCGACCUCCGCAAACUGGCCGUCAACAUGGUGCCCUUCCCCCGUCUCCACUUCUUCAUGCCCGGCUUCGCUCCACUCACCAGCCGAGGCAGCCAGCAGUACCGUGCCCUCUCCGUGCCCGAGCUCACGCAGCAGAUGUUCGACGCCAAGAACAUGAUGGCCGCCUGCGACCCACGCCACGGCCGCUACCUGACAGUGGCCGCCGUGUUUCGCGGACGCAUGUCCAUGAAGGAGGUGGACGAGCAGAUGCUCAACGUGCAGAAUAAGAACAGCAGCUACUUCGUCGAGUGGAUCCCCAACAACGUCAAGACGGCCGUGUGCGACAUCCCGCCCCGCGGGCUCAAAAUGUCCGCCACCUUCAUCGGCAACAGCACGGCCAUCCAGGAGCUGUUCAAACGCAUCUCUGAGCAGUUCACCGCCAUGUUCCGCCGCAAAGCUUUCCUGCACUGGUACACCGGCGAGGGCAUGGAUGAGAUGGAGUUCACCGAGGCCGAGAGCAACAUGAACGACCUGGUGUCCGAGUACCAGCAGUACCAGGACGCCACCGCCGAAGAGGGCGAGUUUGAAGAGGAGGGCGAGGAAGAGGUCGCCUAAAUCACAACCAUUGUGCGUUCCACUUCACCCCUCACAUUUCAUUCUUCUCAUGGCAAAAAACAAUGCUCUCCAGAACAAACAAAUGAGUUAUCAUUCUCAGUAUCCAUUGAAAACAUGUGACAUUUUAAUGAACAGUGAACAUUUUGACUUUUGUGUAGAAACAUAGAAUGUUGUGAAUGCACGCCCUCAAAUCUUCCCCUCAUCCAAUGCGAGCGAGUUUAACUGUGAAGACUUCAGAUUUGUGAACAUUGUGACUUUGUCAAUGCCAAUCUGAAUAAAGGCUGGUUCUACAUGGAACACACAAUUUGUUC
Messenger RNA from Triplophysa rosa, 2016 nucleotides. RefSeq names its product tubulin, beta 4B class IVb-like (gene tubb4bl). Gene Ontology annotation, molecular function: GTPase activity; structural constituent of cytoskeleton; GTP binding. The record is from RefSeq and is a predicted model, not a curated record. The coding region runs from base 371 to 1705 and encodes 444 amino acids. The transcript is spliced from 4 exons. Gene Ontology annotation, cellular component: cytoplasm; microtubule. NCBI's taxonomy places the organism in Eukaryota, Metazoa, Chordata, Actinopteri, Cypriniformes, Nemacheilidae. Gene Ontology annotation, biological process: mitotic cell cycle; microtubule cytoskeleton organization.